UGGAAGAAACAAAAAACGAAAAAGAAACGCAUAAAUAGAUAAUUAAAUUAAAAUAAAAUUAAUAAAAAAGAGAAAGUGCACCAUGGUUUUAUAAAGCAAAAUUCUCAAUCCCAAUUUUCUUCUCUCUCUUCUCUCUCUAAAUUGCGUUUCUCUUCUUCGAUCAGUUUUGUUUUCUCCGGCGAAUUGAUUCACUCAUCGGCGUUUAUUUUUCCGGUGAGGUAAGAUUCUCGAUCGAAACGAUUUGCUUUCCAUUUCUUCUCCGAUUAGUUUUUGCUUCAGAUCUGGGAAAUUUCUGUUGACUUUGAUUUAGGGCUUUAUUUUUUUGCGUUGGAUUAGGUUUUGGGAUUUGUGCUCAAUUGCGCUUAAUUGUGGUUAAUUACUGGUGAUGAAAUUUUUGCGGAAUUAGGUUUUGUUGCGGUGUUGGGUGGAUGGAACCGGGAACGAGAAUUGGUAGUCCUUCUGGAGUUGUGGUGAAGAAUAGAAGCUCCUCUGGGUGUUUGAUUGUUAGGAAGAAAGGAGAUGGUUUGGGUGGCGGUGUUGGUGGUGGUGGUUCAAGUUCGCGGAAGCAGUUUGAUUCGAAGAAAGUAAGGAAAAAGGUGAAGGUGGAGGUUGAUUCGAGUGAUUCAGAAUCGAGUGGGGAGUUAGUGAUGCCGUCUGGUAGGAGGCUUGGGCCGGAGACAAUCCGAGUUUGUAAUAGUUUGAGUGCUCUUGAGCGAGGUGGUGGUGGUAAUGUUGGUGGCGGGGAGAUUAGUAGGAAGAGGGAGAGGAUGGAGCAGAUUCGGCGCAAUGGGGAUGGUAUGGUUGAGGGGAAUGGGUUGGAGAGGAGGGAGAAGAAAGUUAAAUUGGAUGUAUUUGAUUUUGAUGAGUAUGAUGGAGUGGGUAAGGAAAGGAUGAGGAGGCAGUUUGAUAAUGACAGGGUUGGUUUAGGAGGGGGAAGGUUUAUGGGAACAAUGCACGCUGCUAGAGGUAGUGUUGAUAGGGAAAUUGAAACUGGUUCAAGCAGACACAUUGUGGAUAAGAGGAAAAAAGCGUAUUACAACAGGGCAAUUGGCUUGCAUCCCGGAGAUGGCGGUGAACAUAGUAGGAUAAAGAUGAAAAGGGAUGGAACUCAACCUCCUCUGCCCUUGUUGAAGGAGAAGUUUAAACCUGACGAGUCCAUUAGGGUUCAGGGAAAAAAUGGUGUUUUGAAGGUGAUGGUUAACAAGAAGAAGGUGGGUGGGUCAGUAGAACGCUAUGAACAACGUAAACCAGUAGAAAGCAAACAAAGUUUAAGGGCUGAAGGCACUUCUAAGAGGAGUGUUCCGAUCCAUCCUUCAUCACACUUAGAAACAAAAUCUGCUGAGAAACAGGGUUUACUUGUUAGGCCAGAGAAGAAACAGAUAACAACAAGAAAAUCCUUGUCAAGUAAGGAGGACAGCAAGGGAAUGGAGCAGGAUUCAGAUGACAAUGACACAUCAAUGAAUCUGGAAGUAAAAAAUAUUAAAGCUCACACACCAUCAAAAAAGAUAACCUCUGAAAAUGAACAGACUCCUGUACAUGACAAGCUCCCGACUACAAAGUCAAGUGAAGGGAAAAUCAGGCGAGGUAGUGGCACAGAAAAGCAGAAACUACGAGAACAAAUACGGGAGAUGCUUCUGAAUAAAGGCUGGACCAUAGACUAUCGCCCACGGAGGAAUAGAGACUAUUUAGAUGCAGUUUACAUUAAUCCUGGGGGAACAGCUUAUUGGUCCAUCAUCAAGGCCUAUGAUGCACUUCAAAAGCAAUUGAUUGAGGAUGAGCGAGCGGCCAAAGGGGAGAGUUCUUCUUUUGCUCCUAUUGCUGAUGAUGUGCUCAGUCAAUUAACAAGGAAAACUCGGAAGAAGAUGGAGAAAGAUUUGAAGAUGAAGAAGAAGAAGCAAAGGAUUGAUGACAUUGAUAGCGGAAAAGAACGGCAGAUUAAAAGAACUUCUGGCAAAAAGCAUCACAUGAAUAGCAUUGAUAGUGAUAGCAAUGAAGACAAGUUAAGCUCCUUUAUCAAGCAACAAGGAAGUAAAUCGAUGAAAGCUAAAUUGACUGAAAAUGCUGUUACCGGUGGUAGCUCUAAAAGCCAGAAUGCUACAACUGAGAAACCAUUCUCUGAAAAUGACCCUCAGAACCCACAUGGAAGGAAAAGUAGAAAACAUGGAAGGUGCACUUUAUUAGUUCGUAACAAGGGAUUGAAUUCAGAAUCCGAUGACUUUGUUCCAUAUACGGGCAAACGAACAGUGCUUUCCUGGUUGGUUGACUCAGGGGUAGUACAGGUAAGUCAGAAGGUUCAGUACCGCAGGAGGAAGAAAGUAAUGCUGGAGGGAUGGAUCACCAGAGAAGGCAUUCACUGUGGCUGCUGUAGUAAGAUCCUCACAGUUUCAAAGUUCGAGCUUCAUGCAGGAAGCAAAUUGCCUCAGCCAUAUCAGAACAUAUAUUUAGAUUCUGGAGUUUCUCUUCUACAGUGCCAGAUAGAUGCGUGGGAAAAACAAGAGAAUUCUGGGAAAAUCAGUUUCCAUUCAGUAGAUGUUGAUGGUAACGAUCCAAAUGAUGAUACCUGUGGUAUAUGUGGAGAUGGAGGAGAUUUGAUCUGCUGUGAUGGUUGUCCAUCAACAUUUCAUCAGAGUUGCUUGGAUAUACAGAUGCUCCCUCCUGGGGAAUGGCGUUGUCCAAAUUGCACCUGUAAAUUUUGUGGACUAGCCAGUGCAACUACUGACAAAGAAGAUGAUGCAACUGUAAAUGCUCUACGUACUUGUGACUUGUGCGAGAAAAAAUAUCAUGACCGCUGCACUAAGGACAUGGGUGCCCUUCUUGCCAACUCCAAUAUGUCAGAGCAUUCCUUUUGUGGAAAAAGCUGCAAAGAGCUCUUUGAGAACUUGAAGAAGUACCUUGGUACCAAGCAUGAACUUGAUGCAGGCUUUACAUGGUGUCUUGUUCGUAGAACAAACGAUGAUUCGGAAGCAGCUAGUAGGGGAGUCACCCAGAGGGUGGAGUGCAACUCCAAGCUGGCUGUUGCACUGACCGUGAUGGACGAAUGCUUUUUACCUGUUGUUGAUAGGAGGAGUGGGAUCAAUUUAAUCCAUAAUAGUUUAUAUAAUAGCGGGUCAAACUUCAGUCGGUUGAAUUAUACUGGCUUUUAUACCGCUAUUUUGGAGCGGGGUGAUGAAAUAAUUUCUGCAGCAUCUAUCAGGUUCCAUGGGACUAAUUUAGCAGAGAUGCCAUUCAUUGGAACUCGCCACAUAUAUAGGAAUCAGGGAAUGUGCCGCCGGCUUUUUUCUGCCAUUGAACUCGCUCUUUGCUCAUUGAAGGUUGAGAAGCUGGUAAUUCCUGCAAUUUCUGAACUUGUUCAUACAUGGACAACAGUUUUUGGUUUCACACAUCUUGAGGAACCACUUAGGCAAGAAAUGAGGUCAUUGAAUAUGUUGGUGUUCCCUGGCAUUGAUAUGUUACAGAAGCUUCUAGCAGAGCAAGGAAAACAUGAGGAUGCUGAGCAAUUUGAGAAUGGAGACGUGGGUUCUAUUAAGCCUGCUGUGGUCAAUGGAUUAGAUAUCAAUUCACCCGCUUUGCAAGAUCCUCAUGGAAGUGAGGAUGCUAGUUCCAAUCUCGCCAAUAAGAUUAACAAUGAAUGUAGUGAUGCUUCUCAAGAUAUAAGCAAUCAAGGUUUAACUGGCAGAACUGUGUGCUCCAAAUCUCAUUCUGAGGAAAGAAUAUCUAAUUUUGUUUCAGAAAACUGUGCUUCUCCUUCUAAUUCUAGUCAUGGGGUACUCAAAAAGAAAAUUAAAAUAUCGAUGUCUUCUCCCAUCAAUGAUCCAUCACCCAAAUGUCAACUCAUUUCGCCAAAUGAUACUUCUACAAAUGGUCUUCCAUCGGAUCACUCAGAUAGUCAUGAAAUCCGAGCUUUGGGUCAAGCAACUGCAUGUUCUGACCUAGCUACUACUGUAAAGAACAUGGUUGAACCUGCUUCUGAGGGGAAACCCCAUGCUUUCACUGAUUUGAAUUGUGAUUCACCAGGUCUUAACCAAAAUCCUGUGUCGGAUUCUCAAGUAGUGGAUAAUGCUUUGUCUUUUAAAGAGUUUGAUAUGAAUGAUGCCCAUGUUGAGGUUCUCGAAGCUGGUCCUUUAGUGAAUUCAUCUCAGGCGAACAAUACCGAAGAGAAUAAUGAAAAUGUAGAUGUCUCUGGUUCUGUUCUGAAUCAUGCUAUCACUGAUAUGAAUUGUGAUUCACCAGGGCUAGACCAAAAUCCUGUGUCGGAUUCCCGAGUGGCGGAUAAUGAUAUGUCUUUAAAAAAGUUUGAUAUGAAUGAUGCCCAUGUUGAGGUUGUUGAAGCUGGUCCUUUAGUGAAUUCGUUCAAAGGGAACAAUGCCAAAGAGAAUGAUGAAAAUGUAGAUGUAUCUGGUUCUGUUCUUAAUCAUGCUAUCACUGAUAUGAAUUGUGAUUCACCAGGGCUUGACCAAAAUCCUGUGUCGGACUCUCAAGUGGUGGAUAAUGAUUUGUCUUUAAAAAAGUUUGAUAUGAAUGAUUCCCUUGGUUUGGUUCUUGAAGCUGGUCCUUUAGGGAAUUCAUCUCAGGCGAACAAUACCAAAGAGAAUAAUGAAAAUGUAGAUGUCUCUGGUUCAGCUCUUAAUCAAGAUAUCACUGAUAUGAAUUGUGAUUCCCCAGGACUUGACCAAAAUCCUGUGUCGGAUUCUCGAGUGGUGGAUAAUGCUUUGUCUUGUAAAGAAUUUGAUAUGAAUGAUACCCAUGUCGAGGUUCUUGAAUCUGGUCCUUUAGCGAAUUUGUCCGAGGCGAACAAUGCCAAAGAGAAUGAUGAAAAUGUAGAUGUCUCUGGUUCAGUUCUUGAUCACACUGAAAGUGAUAUGAAUAAUAAUUCACCAGGGCAUGACCGAAAUCCUGUGCUUGAUUCUCAAGUGACGGAUAAUGCUUUGCCUUUUAAAGAGUUUGAUAUGAAUGAUGUCCGUGAUGAGGUUGUUGAAGCCAGUCCUUCAGUGAAUUCAUCUGAGGGGAACAAUACCAAAGAGAAUAAUAAAAAUGUAGAUGUCUCUGGUUCAGCUCUUAAUCAUGCUUCCAUUGAUAUGAACAGUAAUUCACCAGGUCUUGACCAAAAUCCUGUGGUGGAUUCUCAACUGGCGGAAAGUGCGUCUUGUAAAGAGUUUGAUAUGAAUGAUACCCAUGUCGAGGUUCUUGAAGCUGGUCCUUUAGUGAAUUUUCCUGAGGGGAACAAUGCCAAAGAGAAUGAUGAAAAUGUAGAUGUCUCUAGUUCUGUUCUUAAUCAUGCUGGUGAGAGUUCCUUGCAGGUAAGAUCUGAUUUGAAUGGUGAACUUGCAUAUGAAAGGGAAAAGAAUUCACAUUUGGACACAGAAGUUGCUUCAAAUGAAAUGCAUUUUGAUGAAACUGGCGUAAAUCCUUCUGGUGAUAGUGCUGAGACUGACCAAGCAUUGAAUGGUUGAGUUUAACAUCAUUGAUGUCUUCAGUUCUACGGCUCAUGCAACUUUUACAAUUUUUCACUUAAAGAUUCAAUGCCUUAUAUGCAACCAUUUUUCAAGGCUUUGGAACUUAUAUGUCAUGCUUUAAUCUAGAUAGUCUGAAAAGGUUAUAUAAAUUUCAAGGGAAAUAGUAGCGGGUCCCUUGCGUUGUUGUUUAAGUAUGAAUUUCUUAAGGUUCUAAGUUGACUUCAUUCCAUAUGAAUGUUUCUUCUGCCAAAAUGUUUCUAGGUUGCUUUUGGUUCAAGUUGUGUCCAUAUGGGUCCAUCGGGUGAAGCUGUUUUCCUGUAAUGUGCACCCAUCCUUCAUAGUUUCAUACCCAAGCAGAUCCUUUGAGUGUACUAUAUAUAUGAUAUAUGAUAUAUGCUUCUCGUUGUUUGUAUCUGAAAAUCUGUGGAGUGAAUUUGGCUUCCUUUUCAAGCCCUGUUUGCAAUUGACUAUUUUACGACAGUAAUUCAUUACAUAUAAUCAGCAGGCAGAUACUUGUUUUAUAUGAUAUUUUUGGUUACUUUCCUAGUUUUGAGUCAUAUAUGGUACCAAGAAACUAUGUUUCUCCAAUUCUGAUCCUCCACAUUGUUAUCCGCUUCUGCUCAAGCUCUCCAAUUGGUCGUGAUGUUCCCUUUUCCAGGGUCGCCAAUGCAUCCUCCAACAUUCAAAGGUUUGUCUUGUUAAAAUUGAAUGUGUUUGAAUAGUAUUUUUUGUGUACAUCAUAAACCAAAUUUGUGGUGCAUGCACUAUUACCGUGCUUGUAAGAAGUAAAGACCUUUCUUUGUGGAGGGUUUAUUUGGGUGUUGAGCUUUUGCUUUUGUUUCUUCAACUUUUUUGUAAUGAAGGUAAUAUGUUUGAUAUUAAAACGGCAAUUGCUGUCAUCUUGAAUGAAUUCUUGUACUUUUGUCAUCA
Messenger RNA from Medicago truncatula (barrel medic), 6383 nucleotides. RefSeq lists its product as uncharacterized. The coding region runs from base 429 to 5450 and encodes 1673 amino acids. Lineage: Eukaryota; Viridiplantae; Streptophyta; Magnoliopsida; Fabales; Fabaceae. The transcript is spliced from 8 exons. The record is from RefSeq and is a predicted model, not a curated record.